Epinephelus lanceolatus (giant grouper) is the source of this 2123-nucleotide messenger RNA. RefSeq names its product ATPase H+ transporting V1 subunit C1b (gene atp6v1c1b). Gene Ontology annotation, cellular component: vacuolar proton-transporting V-type ATPase, V1 domain; lysosomal membrane. Lineage: Eukaryota; Metazoa; Chordata; Actinopteri; Perciformes; Serranidae. Gene Ontology annotation, biological process: proton transmembrane transport. The record is from RefSeq and is a predicted model, not a curated record. Gene Ontology annotation, molecular function: proton-transporting ATPase activity, rotational mechanism.
CAAACUCGGCUCUGGUCAGCUGACUGUGAGUGAGAUGUUGCGCUGAAGCACCUUGGAGUGAAAAAGCUGUUAUUAUCCACGCUAUGUAUGGGAAGCUGCGACGGGUUUACUGAACUACACCGUGUGGAUCAAACACUGAAGCCAGCAAACACACCGUGACUUCCUUACAUCAAAGGCCCGGUGGAUGAACCUUUUACCAGCUGCCAUGACAGAAUUCUGGUUGAUCUCGGCUCCGGGGGAGAAGACGUGCCAGCAGACCUGGGACAAGCUGAUGGUGGCCACCACACGCACCAAUAACCUCUCAGUCAACAACAAGUUCAACAUCCCUGAUCUCAAGGUCGGAACACUAGAUGUCUUAGUGGGUCUGUCAGAUGAACUGGCCAAACUAGACACUUUUGUGGAAAGUGUGGUGAAGAAGGUUGCUCAGUACAUGGCCGAUGUUCUGGAGGACAGUCGAGACAAAGUCCAGGAGAACCUGCUGGCUAAUGGAGUUGACCUGGUCACUUACAUCACCAGAUUCCAGUGGGACAUGGCGAAGUAUCCCAUCAAACAGUCGCUGAAAAACAUCUCUGAGAUCAUCUCCAAGCAAGCGACUCAGAUAGACAAUGACCUGAAGGCCAGAGCUUCAGCCUACAACAACCUGAAGGGAAACCUGCAAAAUCUGGAGAGGAAGAAUGCGGGGAGCUUGUUGACCAGGAGUUUGGCUGACAUAGUGAAGAAAGAGGAUUUUGUCCUGGACUCAGAGUACCUGAUUACCAUGCUGGUGGUUGUCCCAAAGACGAGCUACCCUGACUGGCAGAAGACGUAUGAAACCCUGGCAGAAAUGGUUGUGCCACGCUCCACAAAGCUGCUCUUUGAAGACAACGACAGUGGCCUGUUCAGUGUCACUCUCUUCAGGAAGGCUAUCGAUGACUUCAAGCACAAGGCCAGAGAAAACAAGUUUACAGUGCGUGAUUUCCAGUACAAUGAGGAGGAGAUGAAGGCAGACAAAGAAGAGAUGACACGUUUGUCCACUGACAAGAAGAAACAGUUUGGGCCUUUGGUACGAUGGCUGAAAGUGAAUUUCAGUGAAGCCUUCAUCGCCUGGAUUCACAUAAAAGCCCUGCGUGUGUUUGUGGAGUCAGUGCUCAGAUACGGGCUGCCGGUGAACUUCCAGGCCAUGCUGCUCCAGCCUAACAAGAAGAACAUGAAGAAGCUGAGAGAGGUGCUGUAUGACCUGUACAAACACCUGGACAGCAGUGCUGCCAUCAUUGAUGCCUCUAUGGACAUCCCAGGGCUGAACCUGAGCCAGCAGGAGUACUACCCCUACGUUUACUACAAGAUCGACUGCAACCUGCUGGACUUUAAAGUCUAGAUACAUGGCCAUCAUCCUCUCUGUGCAGUGGUAUUCUGAUGUGACAUGAUCACAUCCCUGAGCUUUAAUUUAUUUCCAACAUGUUUUUCCUGUUUGUUUGUUUUUUUCACCUUUUGUGCUCUCAUCCUCUUUUCCUCUCUCAUGCCUCUGGAACAUUCCUGGGUCCAUACUAAAUAAGUUGUUGGAACUUCUGUUCUGAUAUGCUCGGGCCGUCUUCUUUAUUGUCUGUUCCUCUUUGUACCGCACUGUAAAAGUGAAUUGCUCCCCAGUUUACACCCAACAAAAUGGUUGACAUUCCCCAUCAAAAUGACAACAUGUAAAAUGCUGCAUUUUUAUUGUUGUUUUUCUUUUCCAGGCUCCCUUCUUUACUCAAGCAACAAAACGGUACACGUGGGGAAAACGGAGAGGAAAAUAAAUGUAUGUUAAAUAUAGUAUUUAUUUAAAGCCUCUAAACUCAGUGAAAAAUGUUUUUGUUUGUUCAGUUUUUGAAAGUGAUGUGUUUUUAGCUUCAUGUAAGGAAUGUCUGUUUACAAGUAGAUGUUGACCAUCGUCCCCCUCCCACUAAAGAUAUAAUCCUGUGAACCACUGAGACGGAUCAUUUUAAAGAAGCAAUAUGUUUGAUGAUUGUAUGCUCCUAUGAUUUCUGUAUAUUAAGCAGUUUGAGAAGGAUAAUGAUAGGUCUAUGUGCAAAUACUGUAUUGUCAGUAUAACUGAAAAUUAUUCCACAUAUUUAAGAUAAAUGUGAAAAAUAAAUACUCUAUGUGAAAUA